This is a messenger RNA of Hemicordylus capensis (graceful crag lizard), 2272 nucleotides long. It is a transcript of the gene FGF19, whose product is annotated as fibroblast growth factor 19. The transcript has 3 exons. The record is from RefSeq and is a predicted model, not a curated record. Gene Ontology annotation, cellular component: extracellular region; cytoplasm. Bases 35 to 688 code for a protein of 217 amino acids. Gene Ontology annotation, molecular function: growth factor activity; fibroblast growth factor receptor binding. Gene Ontology annotation, biological process: regulation of cell migration; positive regulation of cell population proliferation; animal organ morphogenesis. Lineage: Eukaryota; Metazoa; Chordata; Lepidosauria; Squamata; Cordylidae.
UCCUCUUGCACAACUGAACUCCCGCCGGGCCAACAUGUGGCAGAAGCUCCGGCAAGCCCGCGGGCCCCUGGCUCUCCUGGCUCUUUGCCUGGCGACGGCGGCCAGAUCCCUGCCUCUGGCUGAUGCUGGACCACAUGUCAACUACGGCUGGGGGGAGUCUAUCAGGCUGAGGCAUCUCUACACUGCCAGCAGGCAAGGGCUCUUCCUGAGGAUCAGCGGCGACGGCCGAGUGGAAGGCGCCAGCGCCCAGAGUCCGCACAGUUUGCUGGAGAUCCGAGCCGUGUCAGUUCGCGCGGUGGCGAUCAAGGGCGUGCGCAGCUCUCGGUACCUCUGCAUGGAAGACGAAGGGAGGCUGCAGGGGCUUCUCAGAUAUUCUACAGAGGACUGUUCCUUUGAAGAGGAAAUACGUCCAGAUGGUUACAAUGUCUACAAGUCAAAGAAAUAUGGAGUCUUGGUGUCAUUAAGUAAUGCUAAACAAAGACAGCAAUUCAAAGGGAAAGGCUUUCUUCCACUGUCUCAUUUCUUGCCCAUGAUCAACAAUGUGCCAGUGGACUCUACAGAUUUUGGAGAGUAUGGUGACACUGGAUCUCAUAUUUUCAGUUCUCAUAUUGAAAUGGACAGCAUGGUGGACCCACUUGGCAUCACUUCAGAAGUAUCAUCAGUACAAAGUCCUAGCUUUGAGAAAUAACUCAUGUUCUUUAUUCUUAAUGAUGCUACACAAAAACAUUGCCAGCAAGGUAGGAUAGUAUUUCUAGCAGUGUUUGGAAACAUGUUAAGAUAUGGUACCACUCUAAUUUGUCAAAUGGCAUUACUUGUAAAUUGCCUGUACCAAAUAAAGUAAAUACUUCCUAGCUACUCAGAUUAACACAGACAGACAGACAAGGUUCUUCUAAGAAAUGCUGUUUAAUUCAGGAAUGACAAAAAAGCAGAGCAUGCAGGAAGUUUUUCUGCAUUGAGAAUGCUUGGAGAGAUAACAUAAUGAAUAUUUUACUAUUACUUUAUUACUACUUCCAGUCACCACUAAGUUCUAAUGACAGAUACACCAAUGCAAUUGAUUCAAAGAAGGACUGAUAAUUUGUGUUCUUCAAUGUGCACAUCAUUGUUAGAAAUAAAACAGGAACCACCACCAAAACAAAAACUGCACAUCUUAAGAGAUGACAGAUGUAAUAAUCUCUUCACAAAUCUCUUCUGCUACUAGUUUCAGGAAGAUUAGCUAUUGAUAGACAAUUUCUGUCCUUCAGCUGCCUAACACAGACAAGAGGUAAUGCUGGUCUCAGUGAAUGGAAGAAACUAGAUACACAUACUGUUAUCUUUUAGAGAACUAAUGUUGUCGAUGAAGUCGAUACAAGCUUUCAAGUUACACAGGGUUCCUAGUCAGGCAGAACAGGAAGUAAGUGCCUAUUAUUCCACUAUGCUGAAGGCAAGAUUGGUUUACUGAUGUAUGUGUUUGAAGUGCAAAAUUGUUGGAAGAGCAAAAAAUUAACUAUCUGGAGCAAGUAAAAAUAGAUUAAUAUGUAACCAAUUCUGCUUUUUCUAGAAAGGAACAAUAACUAGACAUUUACUGUGCUUGAUGAAGAAUUUUGUGUAACUAAGAAUUUGCAUACUACUGAAGUAAAAUAAGUUUAGCUGAGGGGAAAAAACUAUAAUUGUACUUGCUUUGUAUUACCAAUUGGUAGGUUGUAAUUUUUAAAAAAGAUUUAUGUUGAUAAUUUCACAGACCUUUGCUCCAAGAAAGACUACUCUUGUAAGUAAAGCUAAAAUGAGCAGUUGACUAAUCUAUAUUCUGAAUAAAUCCUGCCCUUGAACUCUGGAAGAUGUGUUGGGUACAGUACAGUUCAAAAUGCUUUUAAUUACUACUAACUUCCAGAGUUGUACUAUACAUUGUGAACAAUAAUUCAUUGGAAUUUUGUAUAUAGUAACUUUCUAAUGUUAUCAUUUCAACUAGUUUGUGCAAAGCUGAGAAAGUAGAUCUUGGGAUAUCAUUCUUUCCCAAAGAUUCUUGUAUAUAGUAGUAUGGUUCUGUACAGAAAACAAAGGGUAAACAUUAUUAUUUUUGACCUAGCACUUCAUUGUCAAUGCUAUAUUUAUAAUUAAUUUAUUAAACACAUACAUCUGUUUAUUUUGUUACUGUAUUUAUACUCAAAUUUCUAUUUAUGUACUCCAAUGCAUUUUUAACAGUCUGUAGUGACUUCUGUAAUCUUGAUAAUGACGAGUAAAAACAAAACUUGGUCUUUGUGAAAUAGUCUGUAGUUUUAGUGUGUCACAUUUUUAA